AUGGUUAUUGAGCUUCUUGGAUCAAACCUCCAAGAACUUCUGGACAGAUGUGGUGGAAAGUUCAGCUUGAAGAAAGUUUUAAUGCUUGCAAAUCAACUAAUAGAAGCAGUGGAGUGUAUGCAUGAUAAGGGUGUUAUUCACCGUGAUAUAAAGCCUGAAAAUUUGUUAAUGGGUUUGGGGAGCAAUGUUUGUCAGGUAGCUGUUCAAUUAUGUGUACCUUACAGAUUUUGGCCUUGCAAACAACAAGGUAGACGCAAUGAUAUGGAGUCUCUUGCUUAUGUUCUUGUGUAUUUCCUCAAAGGAAGCCUUCCAUGGCAGGGAUUGAGUGCAGGAAGCAACGAAGAGGAGAUAAAUGAGGAUGUAAUGAGGAAGAAGUUUGCCAUUAAACCUGAGGAGCUAUGUGAAUCAUGUCCACCUGAGUUUGCAGUAUGGAUCACAUCUUGUCAAUGUACACACUUCGAAGAUAUGCCAUACUAUACGUCUAUUAAGGCUAGGUGUCGUCGACUCUUUAAGUCUAAAGGCUAUGUCUUCGAUUAUGAAUAUGAUUCGGCCGAAACUCCAAAAAACGACAUCAAGUUGGGAACAUCGGUUGAGAAGCCAGGAAUAAUCUUGGCUACUCAAGAUAUCCAUGAUUUAGUAGAACCGUUUUCCAGAAUCAGGAUUAUUUCCGAAGAUGUUUUAGAUUUGAAAGAAUCAUAAUUUUAUUUAUGGUUUUUAUCAUUUUGUAGAAUGUUUUAAAUUGAAUCCCGAAGAAUUUUCCAUGUUCUUGAUAUUGUG
Lactuca saligna is the source of this 777-nucleotide messenger RNA. NCBI's taxonomy places the organism in Eukaryota, Viridiplantae, Streptophyta, Magnoliopsida, Asterales, Asteraceae. The record is from the annotation of a GenBank genome assembly.